Messenger RNA from Gaeumannomyces tritici R3-111a-1, 1400 nucleotides. RefSeq lists its product as hypothetical. Lineage: Eukaryota; Fungi; Ascomycota; Sordariomycetes; Magnaporthales; Magnaporthaceae. The coding region runs from base 150 to 1400 and encodes 416 amino acids. The record is from RefSeq and is a predicted model, not a curated record. The transcript has 3 exons.
AGUCGGACACAACUCUACACCUACUCUACACUCUACCUCCCAGCCUGUCUCUCCACAGCAAACUGCGAGCGAAAAGUUUUCUCCGGCUUACCACUCGGCAACAAGCCUGUCACUCUGCGACUUCCCACCAGCUUUCGCCAACCGCAACUAUGGUUAGCAAGAACAUGCUCUUCGCCAUGGCUGCGGCCAUGACUCUCGACCUCACCAACGCGUCGUCGGCCGUUUCGCGGAGCCUGCAGCGUCGCCACGUCUCCCUCGCGGAGCCUCGACCGUACAAGGGCACCGGCUACGGCCCAACGAACCCGCUCGACACGGACGGGGGAAAUUAUCCCUGCAAGGCGCCCGGAGGCGACGGCAGCAAGCUCGAGAUCGACGGGGCACCCACCGAGGUAGUGAUUGGCGAGCCGGCGACCGUGUCCUUCUCGGGACAUGCGGUGCACGGCGGCGGUUCGUGCCAGUUCGGCCUGACCGAGGGCUUCGCGCCGACCAAGAACUCGGUCUUCAAGGUUAUCCAGUCCAUCGAGGGCGGCUGCCCCAAGGCCAACCAGGUGGGCAACCUCGAGGGCGGCCAGCAGCCCGACAAGUUUAGCUUCACUGUCCCUGCCGACUUCGCUCCUGGCGACUACACGUUUGGAUGGAUUUGGAUUAACCGUGUGGGCGGCUCGCCCGAGAUCUACAUGAACUGCGCGCCUCUCAAAGUCAAGGCCGGCAAAGGGUCGACCCGCCGCUCCAAGGAGAGGCGCCAGGGAACGCACUUGGGCGAGCGCCAGACCCCGGCGUACCCAGACUUCUUCCUCGCCAACCUCGGCUCCGUGACAGGCGAGUGCAGCACCAACGAGGCGCUGAAGCAGCAGGUGCCCAUCAAGUACCCGCACCCGGGCAGCAACGUCAUCCACCCCGAGGGCACCUCGAAGCUCUUUGCGCAGCCGUGCGACGGAAACCCGCACAACAAGGGCGCCAUCGACUACGACGACGGCAGCCCCGACCUCGACGUCCACUCGUGUGACAUCGAGCUCGGCCACUUCGACCGCUUCUUCGACUCGCGCUCCCUCAAGCUCGACCACCACGACCGCGAUCUCGACCUCUGCCACCUCGGCUACGACGCCGACCAGCGCGCCCUCGACCUCUGCUCCUACAAAGCCGUGCACGACGAUGACCAUGACCACCAUGACUACCAUCUGCACCACCGGUCCCGGCAGCGCCAGCCCAACCCCUGCCAAGCCGGCGCCGACCUCACUCCCCCGGGCAGCUGCACCGACGGCCACCUCCUCUGCGUCGAAACCGUCAUGUUCUCCAUCUGCACCGGCGGACGCUGGAUCAAGCCCCAGGGGCUGGCCGACAACACCGUGUGCGCCCUGGAGGGCGAGUCGGUGGGCCUGAAGCUGACUGUCCUGUGGUAA